Molecule: messenger RNA, 3191 nt
Organism: Rhagoletis pomonella (apple maggot)
Lineage: Eukaryota; Metazoa; Arthropoda; Insecta; Diptera; Tephritidae
Exons: 14
Coding region: 213-2759 (848 amino acids)
Cellular component (GO): stereocilium tip; stereocilia ankle link complex; plasma membrane
Molecular function (GO): protein binding
Source: RefSeq, a predicted model, not a curated record
AGAAGAGGAUGGUGACAAAUUUCAAAAUAUUUAAUAUAUAUAGAAAUGAGGGAAAAUGUUAACAAAUAAGAAAUUAUUAAAAUCGAAAAGGCAGUUGAAAACUAAAUUAUAGUACCUACAACCAAAGGCAGAUAAUUAAAACGAAAGAAAACAAGCAACAGGACACACAAAUCAAUUCUAUCAUAUUGAUAAAUAAUUGAGUGUGUCUUGUAAUGCGCCUUGGGGGCGGCUUACCAUACGACGGCGACCCCCCGACAAUGAGCGCAGCUGGCAAUGAUUAUGCAGAAUUAUGCGAUCUUGGACCCUCACGAUGGAGUUCGCGUGGCUAUUAUUACGCACCACCCCCACAUGCGACCGCCUUGCAUCCUAGUGCCGCGUACGGCCUACAACAACCACAAUCCUCAUCAAGCGUACCAACCGGCAGUUCGGCCGGUCUCAGUGCGCAUCCCAUGCGCGCACCGAGCAGUUACGAGGCGGAAGACGUGUCCUUUGGUAUGAUAAGUCCACCGCCGGGUGUGGUUGGUUCGUCAUCGGCUGGUUUGAGUGGCACGUACGGUAUUGGUUCGCGUAUCGGUAAUAGUACGAGUUCGUUGCGUGGCGGUCGUUCAGGGCUCUAUUACUCGCCGCCCGGUACAUCGUAUACAAUUGUAGAGCGUCCACAUUCACCGCACUACUACUACAAUACGGCAGGUGCGCCAACGAAAGGCGGCUCAUUGCCGGGGCGCGGUUCAUCUUACCUCUCGUCGACGGCCGCACCCACCAGCCACAUGGCGGCCACUGGGGGCGGCGGCACGCUGCCCAACUCAACGGCGACGAUGGGCGGACGCGCACACAGCAACAUGGGCAUGGCGAAUGGCAAUAAGAAGCGGCCGAUUUCGCCAGAGCAGGUGCUACGCAUGUUCGGUGCGACACAAUCGUCUUCAGUUCCUACAAGCAGCUAUCGCUGCAGCAACGGCACAAGAGAUCGCACCGGACGGCGCAGUCCAGCGAGCAGUCCACCCUCGACCACGCAUCAGACGUAUCGUGAGCGAGAUCGGGAUCGUAGUAUAACGAAUAUUCAUGAAUUAACCACACGUACCAUAAGCAUGUCGCGCGAUCAACAGAUCGACCAUGGUUUUGGUAUUUGUGUUAAGGGAGGAAAAGACUCAGGAGUUCGUUUAUUUCGUUUUAUCGUUUAUUCGUCUGUGCUCCUCCUUCUCUUUUCUCUUUUGUCUCUUCUAUUGCCAAAUUUUUUCUUAACGCAGAGAUGUGUGCAGAUAUUGAAAUCAUCACGUCAAAUCAGUAUGACGGUACGCUCGCCACCGACGCUCAACUCCCACGCGCCAUUGCACGGCUUCGGUCCACCUUCAUCGCGGGAUCCCAUGUACGCAUCGAUGGCGCCACUACUGCCACAAUCGGCGGCUGGUUUGCCACCCGGAGCGACGAUGAUUGGUGGCAGCGGUUUGCCAUUUCGUCAGACAUGUUCCUGGAUGGACCGACAUGGUCGUCCCGCAUCGCCGCCCAUGGAGUAUGGUGGACGGCAUACUGAUCGCCGAGAAAGAAUACGACGCGUUGAGCUGCUCAUUGAACCGGGGCAAUCGCUAGGUCUCAUGAUACGUGGUGGCGUUGAAUACGGCCUCGGCAUCUUCGUCACCGGCGUCGAUAAGGACAGUGUCGCUGAUCGAGCUGGCCUUAUGGUCGGCGACGAGAUACUCGAGGUCAACGGGCAGUCAUUUCUUGACGUGACACAUGACGAAGCGGUCAGUCAGUUGAAAUACCAUAAACGUAUGUCGCUUGUGAUACGCGACGUCGGUAAAGUGCCACACUCCUGUACAUCCAUUGAAAUGGAGCCUUGGGACGCUUAUAGUCCGACGGGGACGAGAGCACGUCGAAAAGGUCAAAUAACCGCAAUGGUGGAGGAGAAGGCACGCUCUCUUCUGCCACGCCAUCAAUUUGCAAGUCUCUCCUACUAUAUUGCCGAAUAUGCUGCGAGAGCGAUGACCAUAGAUGCCUUUGUUGCCGUUUUAUUAGAAAUGCUUGACACAUACGAGAAGCAUACGUUAGUGACGGAACUACGCGAACUCAUAUACCCAGAGGAUCGUGCGCGAUACGAUGAGCUUGUUUAUCGUAGAGAACGUGAUCCCUAUAGCGUGGAGAGGCACAGGCGUAAAGGAGAACCCGCACGUGAUUUACCGGAAUACGGCUGUGAUGACCAUAGGUCCCGUAGAGGCAGUGAAACUCAAAUACCACACUCGGAAUACGAACAAGAUGCGGAACAGGAGUUGGCCACAAAACUAUCGAGAAGCUUCGAUAUGAAGGAAGAAGGAGGCUCACUGCUGGGCGACAAGGGUGUACGCAGGCAUCAGUCCAUGCAACGCCUUUCCGCCGAGCAAAAUGGUUCAACGACUGAACAAACACAUGAACACAAUCCAAACGUCGUACCUGAUCAUAAAGGCAACUUACACGUUACUGUUAAGAAAACUAAACCAAUUUUAGGUAUUGCUAUCGAAGGUGGUGCUAACACAAAACACCCGCUUCCUAGGAUAAUCAAUAUCCAUGAAAAUGGUGCCGCUUAUGAAGCGGGCGGACUAGAAGUCGGGCAACUGAUACUGGAAGUGGACGGCAAUAAGGUUGAAGGUCUACAACAUCAGGAGGUUGCCCGCCUGAUAGCCGAAUGCUUUUCCAAUCGUGAAAAGGCAGACAUAACCUUCUUAGUUGUCGAAGCGAAGAAGUCAAAUCUUGAACCAAAACCAACAGCGCUUAUCUUUUUAGAAGCCUAACAUUUGCUUGCCCUGCCGGCUAAUGAGGAUCCCUUGGAACGACAAAAGAUCGAGUUCCUCUACGAAUGGGGGAUCGAUUUAACGACAACGCCAAAACCAAUGCCAACACCAAUACCAUUAACAAAAGCUAAAAAUCCACCGCCACUGCCACUCAACAUUAAAUCCAUCAACCAUACAUCGCAACACCAUCAACAUCAGCAUCAUCAGCAGCAUCAAUCACCAGCGUCGGCGAUGACGGCGCCGACACAACGCACAUCGGCGACGGCCCAUCAGCAACACGUUGACGCGACAACAACACCAACAGCAACAGCAACAAGAACACACACACAUGUGCCACAAAUCACACAACAAGCGUCAAUGGGAGCGACGACACAGGCGACGAGCGCCAAGCACACAAGGAGCCCAACGCAACAACAACAACAACAACAACAA